AUCUCUUUGUUCCUUAUUGAACCUCCAAAAUGGGUUUAGAAUAUGUCAAGUUGGGUCUGGCCCUGGUUUCUGUGACCAUGGUUUUCUAUUUAACCGCGGCUCAGUCGGGUUGCACCAGCGUGCUCUUGGGUUUAGCCCCGUGUUUAAACUACAUUACGGGAAACUCGACAACCCCAGCAUCAAGUUGUUGCUCUCAGCUGUCUAGCGUGGUUCAAUCACAGCCUCAGUGUCUUUGCUCGGCGCUCAAUGGAGGGAGCUCGACAUUGGGUAUGACCAUUAACCAGACCAAAGCUCUGUCACUCCCUGGAGCUUGUAAUGUGCAAACACCGCCACUGAGCAGGUGUAACGGCGGCAAUGGUCCGGCAGCUGCCCCAGUGAGCUCUGCUGUAAGUCCAGCAGCUGAUAGUUCAGACGAGACACCGGACACGCCGGCUACAUCAUCGAUGCCGAGCAUUCCCUCAGGAACUGGAUCUAAAACAGUCCCUACAGAAGAAGGCAGCGAAUCAAAUGGAAGUGCCAUGGAAAUGCCGCUUGCUCUAACUCUCUUUACUUUGUUCGUUGCUUCAUACAUAUGAUUUUCGCCUUGUGUUAUGCGUUUUAUUUCGACAAGGAGCUUCUUUGCCUACUAAAUAGACAGUAGUAGCCAUUUGUUUUCCUUCUUUGUCAUGCGUGCUUGAAGGAAAUAUGA
This is a messenger RNA of Hibiscus syriacus, 688 nucleotides long. RefSeq names its product non-specific lipid transfer protein GPI-anchored 19-like. The record is from RefSeq and is a predicted model, not a curated record. Lineage: Eukaryota; Viridiplantae; Streptophyta; Magnoliopsida; Malvales; Malvaceae. The transcript is spliced from 2 exons. Gene Ontology annotation, molecular function: lipid binding. Gene Ontology annotation, biological process: lipid transport. The coding region runs from base 30 to 575 and encodes 181 amino acids.